This is a messenger RNA of Anopheles nili, 579 nucleotides long. RefSeq lists its product as uncharacterized. The transcript is spliced from 2 exons. The coding region runs from base 1 to 579 and encodes 192 amino acids. The record is from RefSeq and is a predicted model, not a curated record. Lineage: Eukaryota; Metazoa; Arthropoda; Insecta; Diptera; Culicidae.
AUGGCGAUGACCGUUAGAAACCUGGGUUUGCUGCUAGUGCUGCUGCUUUUCGCCAUCCAUCCGACACGGCCAAUUGUCACACCGUUCACCAUGGUGCCGGAAUGUGCCGCCGACGCACAGUUCGUGGUGCCCAAUUUCAAGGCAAACUGGUUCAAGGCGAUCGAGUACUGUCACUAUCUGGGCCGCUCGCUCGUGACCGUGUCAACGGAACAGCAGCAGCACGCAGUCGACCGGCUCCUAGAUCAGGCGGACCACUUCUCGCGCGAGCAAUCCUACUGGAGCGGGGCGAACGAUCUCGCCGACGACGACAACUUCCACUGGCACCGAACUGGCCAACCCGUGGCCAUCGGAUGGAGCAACUGGCGCGGUGAAGUGCCACUGCGUGACCCCUCCACGGAGUCCGAUGCGUUCAAGGUCCGGUGUGUCGCGUUGCUGCGCACGGCGGAAGUUGUCGAGGAGUUGCAACAGCAGCAGGAGCUCCCAGCCACACCGGCCGCCUCGUGGGCCUGGACGGUGGCCAAUUGCUGGCGGGAGUUGUACUUCAUCUGCGAACGUUCGUCCGGCCUGGGUUGUCGCUGA